Molecule: messenger RNA, 1989 nt
Organism: Abrus precatorius (Indian licorice)
Lineage: Eukaryota; Viridiplantae; Streptophyta; Magnoliopsida; Fabales; Fabaceae
Product: ethylene-responsive transcription factor ERF118-like
Exons: 2
Coding region: 526-1527 (333 amino acids)
Biological process (GO): regulation of DNA-templated transcription
Molecular function (GO): DNA-binding transcription factor activity; DNA binding
Source: RefSeq, a predicted model, not a curated record
AUCUCUUCAUCUCUAAAUUCUUUGUUUACUGUGUUUCUCUAUAUAUUGCCCAGACACUGUGUUUACCUUUCUCUUUUUUUGGCAAUUGAAGAGACAGGGUUAGAGGGAGAGUGGCUUAGUUUUAAUAUUGGGAUUUCUGUGAGGAAUUCAUUGAAGGAGGAAACGCAGAAGAUUUAUGUCGUCUGGUUUUUAUCAUUUGGAAGUAGUGAUUGGAGCUCUGUUGCAGCUCUGGUUUGUUUAUGCUUUUGCUUGCUGCAUGCUUCUGUCUCUGGUGUUGAAUACAGCCGUUUCGAUGAGUUUGAGGCCCAAACGGACUAGUUACGGAGUUGUGGUUUGCUACGGAGGCUUUCAAAUAAAAAAAUUUGCUGAUUUCUUCCUCCUUCUGAGAGUGGAUCUCACUUGAUAUUCUUGUAAUUCUGAGCGUUAUUUUUUAUUUAAAAAAAAAAAUUGGUUUUGUUUUGUUUUUGUUUUCUUAAUUUUCUGGGUAUUUUGAGGGGUUUUGUGGGUUUUAACCCAGUUUUCACCAUGCUGGAGCCUCUCAAUCAAUCAACUAAAAAGUUGAAGAAGCUCAAGCACAAGUGUAAUCCAUGUCAUGAAUCCAAGAUGAUAAGAAAAUUGCGCAUCAUUUGGGAAGAUCCUGAUGCCACUGACCCUUCAUCAGAUGAAGAUGAGGGCGUUGAGAACAGCAAGAAGAUGAAGAGAACCGUGCGUGAGCUUCCUCUUCCACUUGUUUCAGUUGACACUGUCACUGCACAUGAGGCUAGUGCUGAGAGCUCAAGCAAUGAUGGGUUGAACAAGAUAGCCAAAACCCCAUCAAUGAAGAGGCAAUCUUGUGGCAAAUACAAAGGUGUUAGAAUGAGAAAAUGGGGCAAAUGGGCUGCAGAGAUUCGUGACCCUUUCAGAGGUGCACGUCUCUGGUUGGGCACUUUCAACACUGCAGAAGAGGCUUCCCAAGCCUAUGAGACCAAAAGGCUUGAAUUUGAAGCCAUGGCCAAGGCUUUAUCUGAUGUGAAGAGCAACAAGAAUAGCAACCACAAUGAUGUUGUUUCUGUUGAAAACAUGGAUGCCCAAGAAAAGAACAACACUUCCGACUAUUGUGUUUCUUCUGGUGCAGCUUCUGUUUCAGACUCCAAGUCUGUUACUUUGGAUGACUCAGAGAGUGGUGUAUUGUCACAUACAUCACCAUAUUCUGAGCGGGAAUUGGAGGCCUCUGCUUCCAAUUUGAUUCGCGGUGCCAAGAUACUGAGCAAUGAAGUUGUUGAGACCAGUGAUCUGGUGGCUGAAUUUGCAGAGCUGGAAAUACCCGAUUUGAGUGUGUUGAAUGUGCCAUCACCAUCUGCUGAUUGGUUGGUGUUUGACGGUUUUGAGCAGAGCUAUGAUGAUGAUCUUGGUGGCUUGGAGGACAUUCAGAUUUGUGGUUUUGAUGACAAUGGGCAUAGUGAGCUUCCUGAUUUCGAUUUUGAUGACUUUGGUGCUGAUGAGUUUGCUGGUUGGAUUGAAGAACCCCUCAAUAUACCAUGCGUAUAAAUUUUGCAGCUGUAGAGGAAUGAGCUAUCCUAGAGAGUCCUACUAGUACUACUAUUAUUACUACAUUAUAAGUUUUGGGCUAUUGUUUAGAAGUGCUAUAGCAGUGAGAUCUCAGGACAAAACUAGUUCCUGAGAGAGUUGUUUUUGUAAGUUGAGUUUUAAUUUAUUUGUUUCUUGAGGGAGAUGUAUGUAGGAUCAAUGUGAGGUAAAAGGUGGAAUGCCUUGGGUUUUCUUGUGCUACUGGAGCCGUCCAAGGGUUCUCCAAAAUACUAUUAUCCAUGAAAGUUGUUCUGUGGCAGAGUGUAGAAGACUGUCUACCCAUAAAAAAUGCUUUGAUUGCAAAUAUGUGUGAACUUGUUUUUUUUCCGUGUUGGACGAUUUGCAUUAACCAUUUUUUAUCCCUUUCUCUUUUGUGGAAUCUUUUGGCUUUCUUUGAAAAAAGUUGUUCCUCCCUACUUUUUU